This is a messenger RNA of Alligator mississippiensis (American alligator), 2114 nucleotides long. It is a transcript of the gene DTD1, whose product is annotated as D-aminoacyl-tRNA deacylase 1. Gene Ontology annotation, cellular component: cytoplasm. The record is from RefSeq and is a predicted model, not a curated record. Bases 652 to 1497 code for a protein of 281 amino acids. Gene Ontology annotation, biological process: tRNA metabolic process. Gene Ontology annotation, molecular function: D-tyrosyl-tRNA(Tyr) deacylase activity. Lineage: Eukaryota; Metazoa; Chordata; Crocodylia; Alligatoridae. The transcript has 6 exons.
AUCACCCCUGUUAUAACAGAUGAUGAAACAGAGGCUGUGCAGGCCAAGUCUUUGGCUAAGGUGGUGUUAAAGGUCAGAGAAGUAGGGCUGGAAGGGCCCUCCAUAGGCCAUCUAAGUCCAGCCCCCUGCCUCAGGCAAGAUCAUCAAUACCCAAACCAUCCUAUGCAAUCCGUAACCAAAACUCUCUAUAUAAAGACAACCGUCAAUCCUGAUACAAGACAGACCUGACACCCUACCCUGCCUGGGGUAAAGCAGUGGAACCACAGCAGCCAGUGCCCUGCUUCUAUGAAAUGCUAUCAAUAUACACUCAGGAGAUCCCAGUUAGAUGGCCAUAAGCACUUACUACAGAGGAAGGCAAAAACCCCACAGCCUUGCCCAUAGGGUAAAAUCUCCACCUGACCCCAAAUAUGGAGAGCGAUCUGACCCCGAGUGGACAGGCAAGCCCCUCUCACCAGGAACCUCUGGCUUCGGUCCCAGCAGGAGCACUGGGCCACCCUGAAGUCCCCAGCUUUGGCUGCAGCCAACACCCGGUGCCUCUGAGAAAGGGCGCGUGACCCGAAGCUUUCAAAUAACCCUAACCCUAGCCCGCACAGAGCCUAACCGCGGCGGGACAGGGCCAGGCCUCCUGGCUGCGUAUCGCCCACAACGCGCAUGCACGGGACAGCGGGGCCCCCUCCCUUCCUACCCCGGAAGUCUUUCCGCGUUUCCUCGCCUCGAAUUGGCUGCACUGCUCGGCCAGUAGGCUCUGCCGUUGUUGGUGAGUGGGCGCUGGGGGCCGAAGGCAAGAUGAACAAGGCUAAAGCUGAGCUGUGGAGAAAACGCUUUGCCAUUAUGUACGCGCUGAGCUCAUGGAGUCUGUUGGGCUACGCCCUCUACUACUACCGCGUCGACAACUUGCCCCAGAGGAAGCCUAACGUGGGUGGAGAACAAAUAAGUUCCAUUGGACGGGGGAUCUGUGUGUUGCUGGGUAUUUCUUUGGAGGACACUCAGAGAGAGCUGGAACACAUGGUUCGAAAGAUCUUGAACUUGCGUGUGUUUGAAGAUGAAAGUGGGAAACACUGGUCUAAGAGUGUGAUGGACAAGCAGUACGAGGUGCUGUGUGUCAGCCAGUUCACUCUUCAGUGUAUCUUGAAAGGCAACAAGCCAGACUAUCACAUGGCUAUGCCCUCAGAACAAUCAGAGCCAUUUUACAACAACUUCCUAGAACAGCUUAGAAAAGCCUACAAGCCAGAGCUUAUUAAAGGUGGCAAGUUUGGAGCAUACAUGCAAGUGCAUAUCCAGAAUGACGGCCCCGUGACUAUUGAACUGGAGUCCCCUGCAGCCACUGUAGAUCCAAAGCAGCUGACCAAGCUUGAAAAACAGCAACAAAGAAAAGAGAAGACCAGAACCAAGGUACCCUCUGAAUCAAGUAGAGAAAGAAAUGCCCCUCGUAGCAAGGAUGACCCCAGUGCAAGCAGCGGAGCAGAAGGAGACGUGUCAUCUGAAAGGGAGCCUUAGUUUGUCAGAAGCGGGUCUCAGUUUGCUGCACAAAGGCUACGCUGGACCGCUAAGAAUGCACAAAAGAUCUCAAUUCCAUUAACCUCAGAGCUACUCAAAGGACUUUGGGAAAGAACGAAAAACAGGAAAUAAAACCAAUCAACAUCAUUCUGUAUUAAAAAUAACCAAAGGAAUGUUACCGGUUUCAAUCAUUAAUAUGUAGUAGCAGUAGUGAAAAUGAUUCAUGGCAUUUUUGUUGUCUCUGUGUUUUCACAUGAUUACUGAAUUGGAGGGAAAUUUGCCUUUAUGCAGAUCACAACAGAGCACCUGAUAACAAAACAUAGGAUUCAUCUCCAAAAAUAAAUCAGGGUUUUCCUUAAAUUGACACUUGAAUUCUGGAGCUUGUAUUUUGAUUCUCAUGGUGUGGUGUCUGUCAUGUGCUACCUGUUUCCAUAAAUCUGUGUAUACUGUAUAUUGUUCAAUACCCACCUAACACCAGGUUGGGGAGUACUGUUUUUGUGCAUGUGUUUAAGUUAUUAAAAAAAAAAGUCAUCGAUAAAUUAUCAUGUGAAAUACAUGCAUCUUGUAAACUUUUUAAAAAAAAGAAAAUACUUUAUUAAACAAACGAUGCUACCUUU